UUACCAGAAUGGCGCGUACAGGGAUGUCAUUUGAAAGGCAAACAAGACGCCGGCUUAGGCGUACACUCGUGCUCUAGGGAUUGUGUUCUAGGGACUUAAUAGCAUUACUUGAGGGACACAAUCAUGGCGUGUUGUGGGAACCUAUAGCUAGUGAACUUCAAAAGGAUGAUCCGUUUAUCACGAGGAAUGGACUUGCUGCUAACUUCACUGAAACAUCAGCCAACUUGACCAAAAACCAAACAAAUAGGACACCAACAAAGAACAGCGCGGACCACUUCAACUUUAUAAACAUUGCUAGUAUGUCGGUCAGUUCAAUCGGAAUGUUAUGCAAUUUACUAUUAAUACUUGUCAUGUUAAUCAAUCCUUUAAAAGUUUUACAUCGUGGAGCGUGGGUGACCAUUCUGAACCUUUCAAUUGCCGAUUGUUUGGCUUCUGGCUCCCUCUUUUCCAAAUUGUGUUUCCAUCAAAUAGAGGGCGAGACGCCUCCCAAAUGGUUGGAAAUCACUCUAAACUUCCUAUGGAUGUUUAGUGUGAGUGCAUCAUUUAUGUUGCUUGCACUCUUAACCGUGCAAGUGUAUAUGAUCAUAAAAUAUCCCGUGAAAAGUCGUUUGAUGAUUACAAAAUGUAAAAUCGCGGUGACUGGCACGAUCAUCUGGAUACUCGCCAUCUGCAUGGGUCUGAGCCAAAUAAGUUACAUUUGGAUGAUAAACGACGACUUAAGCAUGAGAGUGUUUUGUCUUUAUAUUGUCGCCAUUGCUAUUUUGGAGAUCGCUACAGCGUUUCAAGUGGUUUUAAAGAUACUUAUUGCUAUAGAGAUUUUAAAAAGCCGAAGACAGUUGAAGAACGCCAAAAUUCCGAAUAAAAAAGAAAAGGAUGUUGCAAAAACUGUCAUCAUACUAAACCUGAUACUAAUCGUGACCGCGUUCCCUUAUUUCGUGGCAAAACAGAUUGCGUAUGUGACCAGACUUCGCCUUGGUACUGACCCAAUGUUCAUCAAUUUUUCUUAUUACUACGAGCCUAUUGCACUUCUCAAUUUUGUCACAAAUCCACUGCUAUAUUCUCUACGUUUACAAGAUUAUCGCCGCAGUUUACUCGCCCUCUUCAACUUCAAUUGCAAGAAGCGUCCGCCAUCACAGCCAUUACGAGUAGCAAUAAGCUCCAUACGUGGUUCAAUAAAGACGACAGAAACAACAAAAUUAUGAAUAGUUCCAUCCAUUUCCAUGUAUGAACACAUAGAAUCAUAACCGGUUAUAACCGGCUAUACUAUAUUAACAGUAAACAGUAAAGGUGACUUGAUAAUUGCGAAAACCUUGCUCAGAAAAACCCAAGCAGAAUCUGCAUGCGCCAUAUUUCUUUUUAUUUAUUAGGGUUACUAUAGGCUAUACUUUAAAACAAGUAGCAUUGCACUGCUAAAAACUUUCAUAAUAUAGCUAUACCGAGAAUAAAAAGUUCUACAAUACCUCGAAAUGAUAUUUUGGGACAUGAAGUUUAUUUUCAUUACCUCGAAACUAGAUAAAAAUACAGAUAAAUAUGCACCAGAGUAACG
Dendronephthya gigantea is the source of this 1546-nucleotide messenger RNA. Its product is annotated as lysophosphatidic acid receptor 4-like. Bases 300 to 1202 code for a protein of 300 amino acids. Gene Ontology annotation, cellular component: membrane. The record is from RefSeq and is a predicted model, not a curated record. Lineage: Eukaryota; Metazoa; Cnidaria; Anthozoa; Malacalcyonacea; Nephtheidae. The transcript has 3 exons. Gene Ontology annotation, molecular function: G protein-coupled receptor activity. Gene Ontology annotation, biological process: G protein-coupled receptor signaling pathway.